UAUCGAUAAAUUUCAUGCAAAAUAACAAAUGAUUGUGUUGUUGCAGCCCAGCCCGCAGAUUGAGAAAUUCCUGCUAUGAGAACAGGAAAAUCGGCGAGAUCCCGAUUCCCAAAUUCAACGUAGCCCGCCCCGACAACAAAAAACGAAUAAUGGCCAAGUUGAAGAAACUGCAUAUGAGCUCCAACCUUGAUGACCUGGAGAAGAUGUCCAUCAUUCCGGAUCUGCGCAGCAAGGGCAUGAAAAUCCUACUGAACACCGCCCGCAAACUGUACAUGACCGCCGAGGAGUACAGACUGGAUGGCGACGAGGAACUGGCCUACAUCACCUACAUGAAGUACUUCAAUAUGCUGACCGCAAUUCACAAAAAAUCCGAUUACCCCAGCCACAAGACGACGGUGCGCCAGAUGCUGGGCGACACCGAGUCGAAUCGCCGCAUUAUGGACACGCUGGAGGAGAUUAUCAACUCUCUGCGGCAUCGUUAUGCUCAGCAGCACCAAGCGCCGGAACCAAUUGCUCCCGACCUGGUUAGCAAUGGGCGUGCGGGUGUGGACUCGCCGAUAACACAGCCAACGCAGUACGCCCGACUUGGGCUGAUAACCUGUCAGGAUCUGUAUCGGCGCAUGCAGGAGAAAUCGGUCCUAGUUAUGGACUGUCGCCCAAGCGCCGACUACGAGGCCUCCCACCUCACGUACUACUGUGCAUUUAAUGUGCCCGAGGAGUUGAUAACGCCAGGAAUGUCGGCUGGCAGAUUGCAGGCUCGUCUUAGCAGCAGCGCCAAGGCGUCGUGGGCAUCGCGUUCCGUCAAGGAUUCGGUGGUUCUUAUGGACUGGAACACCAAAGAUGCCCAACCGGCGACCAACACAGCCAUUUCAACCCUUCUGGACAUCCUGAAGAACUGGGAUCCGGAUGUGACGUAUCGCGCACCCAUUCAAAUUGUCGAGGGCGGUUAUGAGUACUUCAUUAUGAUGUACCCGACCCAUUGCACUAAUCCCAGUGUGCAGGCGCCGCAGCAGAACAACAACGACAUUGAGACCAUCGAUGAUAUCGAGUAUCCCUCAAUCCACGACAUCACCAUGAAGGAGGAUAUUAGUGCGAAGGACUUCAGACCGCGUCCAGACUUCAAUCGGGCCAACAAGCCAGCGGCCACUCGCGUUAAUGAACAGGGAAUUUCCCGUCCUUCUCCGCCGGCUAAGCCCAUUGCUGAGAUCAUGCGUGAUCAGGCCGAGUUUUUGCAGCGCGCAGAGCAGAACGAUGAGCAGUUGGAGAAGGCCUCAAAAAUGUGGAAGCGUCAAGCAGCAGAGGGCGAUGGUUUGAAUGCUACCGAGGACCAGGAGUUGCACUUCAGGAUCCUACAGUUGGAGAGCAAGGCCCAGGACUAUAUCGUGGAAAACAAUCGUCUGCGAGAAGAACUAAGUCGCAUACAAGAGCUACACAAUGUUACGCAGCAGUUGUCGCAAAAGGAGGUCGAGGCAACGAGGAAUAUAGAAUCCAAGAUCCGCGAACGACAGCGCUUGGACGAGCAGCAUGAACUUGAACGUCAAGAGCGGGAGCGCCUUUUGGCGAUCGCUCGCGAGACAAAAAAGCAUUACAAGUCACCAACACCUUCGGGCCCGCCUUCGCCGGGCAGGAACUUGGAGGACGUACAUGUCGUGUCAGACAGCCUGGAAUCCCUGCUCCAGUUGACUGGCGAUCCGGAUCCGACAAUUGCGCCAAACAAGGCGGAAAUACCAACAUUCGAUCGGGCGAUGAAACCGCAGCCGAGGAAUGUGGAGAGGACAUCGCAACGCGUUCGUGAUUUCUCGCCUGUCAUUGGUCAGAAUGUGGGUCGUGGACUGACUGGACUGAAGAAUCUGGGCAACACCUGCUAUAUGAACAGCAUACUGCAGUGCCUGAGCAACACGCCUCAGUUGACCGAGUACUGCAUUUCGGACAAAUACAAGAAUUACAUCAGCAGAAGCAACAAGACUAAUGGCCAGGUGAUCGAAGAGGUGGCUGCACUCAUCAAGGAGCUCUGGAAUGGACAGUACAAGUGUGUGGCCAGCCGAGAUUUGAGGUACGUUGUGGGCCAGUACCAGAAGAUCUUCCGCGGCGUUGACCAGCAGGACUCACACGAAUUCCUCACCAUCCUGAUGGACUGGCUGCACUCGGAUCUCCAGACCCUACAUGUGCCCCGUCAGCGGGAGAUGAUCAGUGCGUCGGAAAAGGCUUGGCUGGAAUUUACCAAGGCGAAGGAGAGCAUGAUUCUGCAUUUAUUCUAUGGCCAAAUGAAGAGCACUGUGAAAUGUGUGGCCUGCCACAAGGAGUCCGCCACGUACGAGAGUUUUUCUAAUCUCAGCCUGGAGCUGCCGCCAAACUCGAAUGUAUGUCAGCUGAACCAGUGCAUGGACAUGUACUUCAGUGGAGAAAGGAUCCAUGGCUGGAAUUGUCCUAGUUGUAAAACGAAAAGAGAUGCCAUCAAGAAGCUGGAUAUAUCGAAGCUGCCACCUGUGCUGGUGGUGCAUCUUAAGCGCUUCUAUGCGGAUCCCAGUAACUCUGGCUCGUACAUGAAGAAGCAGAACUACUUGCGCUUCCCGCUCGAGAACUUGGACAUGAAUCCCUACAUAGCACGGGCGGAAUCGCGGGCGGUAACACCUAAGACCUACCAGCUGUACGCCGUAUCCAAUCACUACGGCACCAUGGAAGGCGGGCACUACACGGCAUUUUGCAAGAGCGCCAACUACGGAAAAUGGUUCAAGUUCGACGAUCAGGUCGUCUCGGCGUUGGACUCCUCUAACGUGGUUUCUAGCGCUGCAUACAUUCUUUUCUACACCUGGCUGCCACCCAUGCAGGUGCCUCUGUAGACGCUUCGCUCGGUUUCCUUUCGGUUUUUACCCCUUUCGUUUUAAUUGUUUUUUGUUUUUCUCUCAUAUUAUAGCUUUUAAGGUCUAGUCGCCACACCCUUUUAUCAUUUACAAAUUACCGCUUAACUGUUAACUGCUAUUUAAGAGGAUAAUCGCUUGUUUGUUGUUGUCUAGGCUCUUAGAACAGUAUUACGCGUGGGCGUAUUUUCAAUGGGUGCAGGCUGCAUUCACUAAAACCAAGAACUUCAAGUGCAUUACCAGUGUAACAAAGAGAAGCCCGCAUAUACGCCUGUGUAUGCGGGACUAUAGUUUAUUGUAUUUUGCAAAUAUAUUUUAAAACCAAAUAAACGAAAUUCAAUUUCUG
Molecule: messenger RNA, 3204 nt
Organism: Drosophila melanogaster (fruit fly)
Lineage: Eukaryota; Metazoa; Arthropoda; Insecta; Diptera; Drosophilidae
Gene: Usp8
Product: ubiquitin specific protease 8
Exons: 8
Coding region: 150-2840 (896 amino acids)
Biological process (GO): ubiquitin-dependent protein catabolic process; protein deubiquitination
Molecular function (GO): cysteine-type deubiquitinase activity; catalytic activity, acting on a protein
Source: RefSeq, marked reviewed